UUAAGGGACUUCUACAGCGAACUUCGCUGUGUUUUAUUAUUGUUUGUUAUUGUUUGUUUAUGCAGAAAUAAGGGGCGAACAAUGUUUAAGAAACUCAAGCCUGGAGAGAGCGAGGAUGAUGUUCUGCGUAUGGCUGCAGAGUUUAAUGCAGAGCGACAGAAAAACCCGAAUUUUCAACCGGCAGCCACAGUUGUGCGUGUGGAAAAACCUGUUGGAAAAUCAUUGUUUGCUCAAAAGCGGGAGUUAAGCAAACUUAAUAGCAAAGCAAGUUUAAGUAAUGCCAACACAAAAUUAGAGGAAGCACCUUUACAGUUACCGGCAAAAAAGGUUGUCGAUGAAAACAAUGCCAAAAUUUUAACAAGCAAAAAAGUUUUGCUUGAUGAAAUACAUGAGAAUAUGUUGGGUGACGUUCGGGGAACAAAAGUAAAUCCUAAUCUGAUGGAUAAUGUGCUAGGAGAAAUUGUGGAAAGAAAGGAAGCCGAGCUACGACCUGCAAUAGAAUAUCAGCAGCAAAAUCAGUCCAACAGCAACAAAACAAAAAGUAUAUUUGCUCAAAAAUUCAAUGCAAAACACCAAACUGUAAAUACAAGCGGUUCUUCAAAGCAUAUACAAAACAAUCAAAAAGCUGAUAUGGCUUCGGAACGCAGCCGUAUUGUUCAAGAUCCAAACCAUACAAAGGAAAUUCACGCAGAAAAUAUGAGUUUACUGAAUCAAAUGCGGGAGGAGGAUAUAUUGGCAGAACGCGAAAAAUUGUUAAGUUCGUUAGAUCCAUCUUUGAUUAACCUUUUAACCCGGAGACAAGAAACGCAAAAGAAUCUGCCAAAAACUAUCCAAAUGCCACAAAGCAAAGAGUCACAGCAACUGCCAGCAGUUGAUGGCAUAAAUCUAUCAGAGGAUAAUCCAGCACUGGAGCUACUUCAGCAAAGUGAUGAGGGAAAUUGGUUAAAUUUUAAUUUAAUUGAAGAGCACAAAUUGGCCUGGAUGAGGGAUAUUCCUGCAAAGGUGGCACAGCUUAAACCUGGACAUCAAUUCAAUGCACGCUUCGAUUGGAAGGGAGUAUUAUUGCCACAUACAAUUGAGGAUCUACCGCAAAAGGUCGAUGAGCGCGAGUUGUAUUUGCACGGCGAGGAGCCCGAUCGACCUGGAUAUACGCUGCAGGAGAUCUUUCGUCUGGCGCGCUCAACAGUUUUACAGCAGCGUAUUUCAGCAUUUGGAUCAAUUGCUGGCAUUCUUAGCAUCUAUAAUCAGGGCUUCUAUGAUCAGGUGCUAACCUUGCCGGUUUCCAAAAUAUUCUUUCUGUUGCGCUUUGGCCUGGACGAUAAUACGCCUGCUCAAUUGGAAGUUGUGAGCAGAGCUUUAGCCAGAUUGUUCUACAACGAAACGGAUGAAGUUCUGCUUGAUCAUAUCUGUGAGAAUGCCUACUGCCAUUGGCAACCAACGCUGCAAGUGCUGAUUGAUAACGAAGAGUCUGGCGAUCCCACAUCCUUUGCCUUCCUACAACGUUAUAUGAAACUGUUGCGCACUAAUUCGAAUGCUAUAAAUGCCGAUGUUGAUGAGGAUCAAAAGGAACAGGACAGUCGCCUUUCAAUGGAUGACUUUCAGCUGGCUGAAACAGAUUUGAUGAGUUGCCUGCUACGUACUAAUAUAUUGCAGCGCAUCUGUUUUAUACUGCGCUCAGUGCGUCCUGAAAACAGUACAGUGGAGUCCUGUUUAAAGCUGCUCAUUCGCAUCGCUCGCACAAAUGUUGACUCUGCCAGGAAAUUAGUUCAGGAAAGUCAACUGCUAAAUGUGAUAUUGAUGAAUUUUAUGCCUAAAAUAUCUUCAGGAGCUACACAGUCAACAUUCUAUGGUCAUCCUCAGUAUCUGUGCCUUAAAUUAAUACGUGUCCUGAUCUGUCAGCACUUGGACAUCGCCAAGCAAUUGACCAAUGAUACAUUAAUCGAAAGUUUGAAAGGCUUUUUAUUUUAUCGUGAUGACAUUAAGGGUAAAUUGAUACGCGUUCAGAUCGAGUCGCUGCGUAUUGUACGCUGUCUGCUGAUACUUGGAAUUCUGGAUCGUGAAUUGUUUAAGCAAUUUGUACCUGCACUAAGGCAGAUGCUGGAUUGGCAUUAUAAUCAUUGCGUUUUCGAUGUGGGCGGUCCGGCGCUUAUUCGCCAGCACGCAGCUGCCUUGCUGGUUGCCAUUGUGGCCAGCGGCGAGAGCGACGUUUGUGAUGUUGAGGCACAGAAGUUGUUGAUGGAGCCAUUGCAUAACUGCUGCUGCAGUUGGAUGCACAAAGCCACACGUGGCGAUGGCCUUAAGGAUUACGCACAAUUGACUCUUUUGAGUGCCGUGCUCUAUGCUGUACGUUGGUUUGCCGGUUUUGGUUAUCUGGGAACGUCAUCUUUUCGUCAGUUCCUGCUUAAUAUUCUGCCACAGUAUGUGUCCUCUACAGGCUUUAUUGGUUGCGUGCAGCAGUUGUCCCGCGGGUCUAUAAUUUUGAGAAGCUUUGGGGAUCGUCGCAAUGUGCAUGCACCGUUGCCAAAUGUGGGCGCUGUAUUGAUGCACGACUGUGGUCCACAGUUGGUUGUCAGCGAUUUAUAUCCGGUACAGUUGUUGAGUAACCUCUGGGCAUUUCUGGUGGAGCCACUAGAGGAUGGCCACGAUCUUCUGCUCAAAGCUCUAAUGAAACCUUCUGUGCUGGAGCCCUUGAGCGAUUACCUUAAGCAGUUGAGCCUGCAGCUAAAUCGAUUUCUGGCCAGCAACUUUUUUGCACGUAGCGAAUUGAAGUUUGUCCAUCAACUACUCAUCACCGACGGGAUUGAAACCUAUUUAUCCAACACGCAGUUGCUGCAGUUGGUUUACAAUUAUCUGUGCUGUUUGCCGUCGGCUCAGGCCAGGCAAAUUAAGAGUAUUUUUGAAAAAUACAUCUUUAGUGGAAAGUACGUUCAGUUAGAUGAAGUAUCCUUGGAGCUGCUACAAACAACUUGCCUGGAAAUUAUCUACACACAAUUUAUAGCAGACAACAAGGAACCCAGCUUGACACUUUCUUACACUCAAGCACCAGUUUUACCCGCCGACUGGCCUUACAUUCAGCUGCGUCAUAUACUUAACAACUAUUUGCAAAAUGUGCAACAGCAUCCGGCUGUCAUAGUUUCAGAGAAUCAGGUGGUGCGUAUGACCUUGACGUUUGUAGAGCAGCUGGAGCAGCAGGGUCUGCAAAUUGUCACUCCCCUUGAAAAACUCAUGUACCUGAUGAUAGCGUUUAUGGGUCCCGACAGUCAGUUUCUCGAGCCGGAGCUUCACAUGCUACUCAUUGGCCAACUGAACAAUUUCUACGCUCAGAACGCAACACAUCAUUUCGACUUUGAGGCCACGUAUGAGGACAAGGCGAAUUUUGAGCCACUUUACUACUUGUUUGUUAAUCACUUUGAGGCUGCCAGCUACGGAGAUGAGCUUUUCAGUUCCCUGGUGCUGCUCCCAUUGGCUCAAAAGUACGAUAACAAAUGGCGGCGACGCAUUUGGUCUGAGCACGUUCAGGCACUGCGAUUCUUAAACUGCAAUGAGAGUUUGCUGAUCGGUGGGCUGUCUGCCUAUUUAGAACCUUUAGAGGAGGAGCCCUCCCUACUUCAACUUUAUGGGGAUGCAUUGGAGCGUCAACUGGUGCGACCAGGCAGUAUUGCUUACAAGAUUGCCAGGCAUCAUUUCAACAACUCGCAGGCAAUUCAAAAGACAAAACUAUUUUGACAAGGACACCUCCUUGGACAUUGAAGAUUGUAAUUUGUUGUCCUGAUUUAAUUUGUAAUUAAUUCGAAAUACAUGUGUAUAACUGAAUUUAUUUUUCGUCUCGCCAAACGUGGUUAAAUUGCUAUUCUAGGCCAUUUGCACAAUAGAUUAUGCAGAAAUCAA
Drosophila innubila is the source of this 3888-nucleotide messenger RNA. Its product is annotated as RNA polymerase II-associated protein 1. Gene Ontology annotation, biological process: transcription by RNA polymerase II. The record is from RefSeq and is a predicted model, not a curated record. The transcript has 14 exons. NCBI's taxonomy places the organism in Eukaryota, Metazoa, Arthropoda, Insecta, Diptera, Drosophilidae. Gene Ontology annotation, cellular component: nucleus. The coding region runs from base 82 to 3726 and encodes 1214 amino acids.